ACAAAAUUACACACAAAAUUAUUUGUUCUUAUCUUGUUAUUGAACAUUUCAGUUGUAGUAGCCUUUCAAUAUCGCUUUGACAAUAUUAGUUCUGGCAAAAAUGUCGCAACCGAUAUGGAAUUGGCAAACGAAAGCGAAUCGUUUACGUAGAAUUCUUGAACAAAAUGCUCUGGAAUGUACUUUCGACGUUGGCCCGAGCUCGGCUUCAGAUUGGGUUCCAGUUCGUACGAUGACUGAUAUCAAUGUUUCAGCCGAAUCACAAUGGUCGUCGCCGACAAAUAUAUCGGAGAGUUUGGUGAAUUUCAUAAAUUACAGCGAUUUUAAAGAGGAGAUUGGCGAAAUGUGCCGAGUGUCACAGGAGAGUUCAGAUGCAAUAAAAGCCGUUGUCAUCCAUGAAAAUAAGCCAACGAACCGACUCACAGUGAACAGUCUGCGCGAUGCAUCAAAUAGAGUUUAUGAGCCCGAUUUUGCUGCGUCUAAUAAUAGAAGUGCUACUGAAUUCAGUAGCGACAUUGAUUCAUACGCGAGUUUUGAGGUUGUCAAUUGUAUUCCAGCGCUGGAAUUAGCCAAAUCAAAUAUUGUCACUCUCAUUGACGAUCACAUCGCAUUGCUUCGAGAUAAAGCCCAGUCGAUACAAAUGCAACACGAUGAACGAAUCAAACAAAUGAAAUUAUUGAACGUGCGAAAAGCUGUUGAACGACGACACUAUAUUCAACGGAUACGUGAUGAAUUCGCCACAACAAUGAAUCGUUUUAAUCAAUUACUUGAUGACCUAGAAAAAAUUUGAUAAAUUUUAAAAGAAAAACAAUUUUUUUAUUCAUUCAUUUG
Sitodiplosis mosellana (orange wheat blossom midge) is the source of this 828-nucleotide messenger RNA. RefSeq lists its product as uncharacterized. NCBI's taxonomy places the organism in Eukaryota, Metazoa, Arthropoda, Insecta, Diptera, Cecidomyiidae. The coding region runs from base 101 to 787 and encodes 228 amino acids. The record is from RefSeq and is a predicted model, not a curated record. The transcript has 2 exons.